AGUCCACCAUUGUUUGUCUCGAAAAAAAACACCCAACCCUCGAUCCAGAUCCCCUCCACCGCCAGCCUCCCUUCCACCUCCUCUCUUAUCCCGAUUCACCCCUCGUCUCCCUCCCAUCCCACGCUACCGCCGCCCACCACCCCGGCGACCUCCCCACUGGCGAUCCCCGGCCUCUCCCUCUCCUUCUCCCCUGCAUCUUCCUCCGAGGCGCGGCAAGGGGAGGCCGCCGUCGUCGCCGCCGCCGCGCGCGAUCCGGGAGGGCAAGAGGGGAGGCGGACGCGGGCGAGGAGAUGGCAUCGGAGGACGUGGUGGGGAAGAGCAGGGGCGGCACGGCCAUCAACACCAUCGUCAACCUGGCUGAGGAGGCCAAGCUCGCGCGCGAGGGCGUCAAGGGCCCCGGCCACCAGGUCCUCACCGUCUGCAAGUCCCUCUUCGCCGGAGGCGUCGCCGGCGGCCUUUCAUUGAUGACAGCCAAGGGUUCAUGCUCGGAAACGACUACAUCUUGCUCUACGUUGUCGGCUCAGCUAGAGUCCUUAAUCAUGAGGAGAUGGGACACGUCGAUUGUUAGAGUACACUUGACAGGGGUGACCGACGCUGACUAGCGCAGCCGGUGGGCGUUGUGCUCUUCAACCACUCAGAGGCGGACUUCUCCGUGAAGCUGGUGGCCAUGUCGCAUAGAUGAUUGUCCAGGUGAUUUCAACGCCGGAGGUCGCCGAGGUGGUGGACCUCGACGCCACCGUCCGGGGGAGGGAGGAUUCGGGUCCACCGACGUCUAAGCUCCGAGCCUUGGUAGAUACAUCUAGGGAAGUUGUCUGUUUAGGUUGAUGAUGGAACACCAGGGAAGGUACCCACCUUUCGAUGAUCAUUGUGUGUGUCUGAAGUUAAAUGGAAUCUUGAGAAUGUUAUGUGAUGUUGGUUAGGUUUGCACUGGACGUAUUGCCAUCCAUGAAUACUACAUCUAACUUUUAUUUUUUUAAUUCCUAAA
Molecule: messenger RNA, 985 nt
Organism: Triticum aestivum (bread wheat)
Lineage: Eukaryota; Viridiplantae; Streptophyta; Magnoliopsida; Poales; Poaceae
Product: mitochondrial adenine nucleotide transporter ADNT1
Exons: 3
Coding region: 291-602 (103 amino acids)
Source: RefSeq, a predicted model, not a curated record